Didymosphaeria variabile is the source of this 777-nucleotide messenger RNA. RefSeq lists its product as uncharacterized. Gene Ontology annotation, biological process: carbohydrate derivative metabolic process. Gene Ontology annotation, molecular function: carbohydrate derivative binding. Bases 1 to 777 code for a protein of 258 amino acids. The record is from RefSeq and is a predicted model, not a curated record. The transcript has 2 exons. NCBI's taxonomy places the organism in Eukaryota, Fungi, Ascomycota, Dothideomycetes, Pleosporales, Didymosphaeriaceae.
AUGACGAGAAGGCGCGUUGGUUCCGAAGCCCUUACGCCGCCUAUAAGCGUCGACGACCCCGAAGGCGCCUGUCUUCUGUCGCGCGCUGUUCACGUCCUCUCUACCGCCGCGACCGCUCUCUCACAGGUCACUAUCCUAUAUCAGUCUGACCCUAUCGCGCGGGAGGGCCUCCUGCAGGCAGUCGAAUGCAUCAAGAGCGUCAAGGAAGCCGGUGGCAAGUUGCUCAUCUGCGGCGUGGGCAAGAGCGGGCUUGUGGGGAAGAAGACGGUGGCGAGCAUGAAGAGUCUGGGUAUCCCAUGCACCUUCCUGCACCCCGCUGAAGCAUUGCACGGCGAUCUGGGUGACAUUCGACCCAUUGACGCGAUCAUGUUCAUCUCCUACUCUGGCAAGACCGCCGAGCUCAUGACUGUCCUCGAUCAUGUCCCCUCUUCCAUACCCGUGCUGGCCAUCACAUCUCAGACGAAGCCAGCCGACUGCCCACUCCUCCGCGAUAGAGUCGAUGGGAUAUUGCUCCCCGCACCGAUCCAUGAGCUAGAGGAAGUCUCAUUCGGCGUGUGUGCGCCAACUACCUCCACGACAGUGGCUAUCGCAGUAGGCGACAUGCUCAUGCUCACGCUCGCCCAAGCCUUGCACGCAGACGACACCAAGCAAGUCUUCAAACGGAACCACCCAGGCGGUGCCAUCGGCGAGAACGCGAAGCGGAAGGCAGAAGACCACGACAUCGAAGAAGUUACGAAAUGUACAAAGAAGCAUGCCGGGCUCAUGUCGCCCGCGUGA